AUGCCUAUUUACUACAUUUCAGUUUGUUGCCAAAAAAUAACGAACCUCUUUUCAGUUUUGCACCAAAACCAAAGGGGCAGUUUCACUUCUAGGUUUUCUAUUUUCAUUCUGUAUCGAAGGAUUAUAACUUUCACUCAACCCAAAAGGCUUGAAUUUAUUGCGGGUCUCUUCUCCAAGAAUUGCGGCUUCAAGAAUUUGUGUUUGACAGCCAAUUGGAGUCCUCGAAGUAGAGCCCAGGCUUUUGUUUCCAUGGCUGAGGGGCUGAUUACUUUUCCUGCAAAAUCAAUGAUCCAUUGUCCUCUGGAGUCACAUAUUACACCACCUAUUCAAUGUUUAUCUUUUGUAUCCACAAAUGAAUCAUCAGUGUUUAGUUUUAAGAAACCCGGGCUUGGAUGCUUCCAUUUUAAGUGAUAGAUAGUCUUUUGUAGCUUAGCAUAAUGGGUAUCCCCCAAGAUGUAAUAUUCAAUGGACAAUUGAUAGGUAGUUAUCGAGUUGGGUUGAGCAAGUUUACAAUAGAAGAUGUUAUCAUUCCUAGUUUUCCAAAUCUGCCAACUACUAUUCAGCAUCAGAGGGAUCAACAGUGCUUUCAAACUCAACCCCGUCCAUUUUCCUAAUUUUCUUAAAGUUUAUCACAUUGAGAUCAUGCAACAUUUCAGCCAUGUGGUGGAAGAAUUCAGCCAUCUGUUGGAAAGGAGGAUUCAUCAUCUGAGUACUACGGCUCAUGUGAGGAUGUGGGCCUGCUCUUAUACCUUGUUGGUUUCCCACUUCAAAUCCACUAGUACGGGGAACAUAUUGAUCUGAGGAGUGUUCGCCAACCCCUUCUAGUGCAUGAGGUUGGGAAUAAGAGUCACAUGUACCUUCACGGGAAGCGCCAUAAUUCUAUUAGAAGAAAAGUCCAUAACUUAAUUCCUUCAAAAAGGAAGAUUACAUUGUAUUAGGGACAUGUACAUGAUGCA
Molecule: messenger RNA, 956 nt
Organism: Solanum dulcamara
Lineage: Eukaryota; Viridiplantae; Streptophyta; Magnoliopsida; Solanales; Solanaceae
Exons: 3
Coding region: 1-411 (136 amino acids)
Source: RefSeq, a predicted model, not a curated record